UGCUGCUAGGGGCAAAUUGGCGCCAUUUUGAAGCCGAAAAGGAGGACCAUAGUAGAACAGACUAUUGGUUACACCUCAUCAAAUAAGUUAAUGAAGCACUGAAUGGAGAGCAUGGCGCACUCCAAGAAUCGAGCCACAGAUGGCAAGAUCACCUACCCGCCGGGGGUCAAGGAGAUCUCCGACAAGAUCUCCAAGGAGGAGAUGGUUCGGAGGCUCAAGAUGGUGGUGAAGACGUUCAUGGACAUGGACCAGGACUCUGAGGAGGAGAAAGAGCUGUACCUGAACCUGGCCCUGCACCUGGCCUCCGACUUCUUCCUCAAACACCCGGACAAGGACGUCCGGCUACUCGUCGCCUGUUGUCUGGCCGACAUAUUUCGCAUAUAUGCCCCAGAGGCACCGUACACAUCCCCCGAUAAACUGAAGGACAUCUUCAUGUUCAUCACGAGGCAGCUGAAAGGUCUUGAAGACACCAAAAGUGCACAGUUCAAUCGAUAUUUCUACCUUUUGGAGAAUAUUGCAUGGGUGAAAUCCUACAACAUCUGUUUUGAGUUGGAAGACAGCAAUGAAAUCUUCACACAGCUUUACAGGACACUCUUCCAGGUCAUCAACAAUGGCCACAACCAGAAGGUGCACAUGCACAUGGUGGAUCUGAUGAGCUCCAUCAUCUGUGAGGGCGACUCUGUAUCGCAGGAGCUGCUGGACACGGUGCUGGUUAACCUGGUGCCUGCACACAAGAAUCUAAACAAGCAAGCCUAUGACCUAGCAAAAGCGUUGCUAAAGAGGACGGCUCAAGCGAUAGAACCCUACAUCACUAAUUUUUUUAAUCAAGUGUUGAUGCUGGGGAAGACGUCAGUGAGUGACUUGUCAGAGCACGUGUUUGAUCUGAUCCUGGAGCUGUACAACAUCGACAGUCACCUCCUGCUCUCUGUCCUGCCUCAGCUGGAGUUCAAACUAAAGAGCAAUGAUAAUGAUGAACGUCUUCAAGUUGUUAAGCUUUUGGCGAAAAUGUUUGGGGCAAAGGACUCUGAGCUGGCGACACAAAAUAAACCGCUUUGGCAGUGCUAUCUUGGAAGGUUUAAUGACAUCCAUGUUCCCAUUCGAUUAGAGUGUGUGAAGUUUGCCAGUCACUGUCUCAUGAACCACCCUGACCUUGCAAAAGACCUCACAGAGUACCUGAAAGUGCGGUCCCAUGACCCGGAGGAGGCCAUCCGGCAUGAUGUCAUCGUAUCCAUAGUAACGGCUGCCAAGAAGGACUUGGCCUUGGUUAAUGAUGCUCUCCUGAACUUUGUCAGGGAGAGAACUCUCGAUAAAAGGUGGAGGGUCCGUAAGGAGGCCAUGAUGGGCUUGGCCCAGAUCUACAAGAAGUAUUCGCUGCAGGGAGAGGGGGGCAAGGAGGCGUCCAAGCAGAUCUCCUGGAUCAAGGACAAGCUGCUGCACAUCUACUACCAGAACAGCAUUGACGACCGGUUGCUGGUGGAGCGCAUCUUUGCACAGUACAUGGUUCCGCACAACCUGGAGACCACAGAGAGGAUGAAGUGUCUCUACUACUUAUAUGCCACGUUAGACCAGAAUGCAGUAAAAGCACUGAAUGAGAUGUGGAAAUGUCAGAACAUGCUGAGGCACCAUGUGAAGGAUCUCCUGGACCUCGUCAAGCAGCCAAAGUCGGACUCCUACAACAAGGCGGUGUUCUCCAAGGUUAUGGUCAUAACAAGAAAUCUUCCGGAUCCGGGAAAAGCGCAGGAUUUUGUGAAGAAGUUGGCCCAGGUCCUGGAGGAGGACGAGAAGAUCCGGAAACAGCUGGAGACCCUCGUCAGUCCGGCGUGCUCCUGCAAGCAGGCAGAGGGCUGCGUGAGAGACAUCACUAAGAAGCUAGGAAGCCCAAAACAGCCAAGCAACCCAUUCCUUGAAAUGGUGAAGUUCCUUUUGGAGAGGAUCGCCCCUGUUCAUAUUGAUACAGAAUCUAUCAGCGCCCUCAUCAAGCAGGUGAACAAGUCCAUAGAGGGGACAGCGGAUGACGAUGAGGAGGGGGUGCCCACGGAGCAGGCCAUACGCGCAGGCCUCGAGCUGCUCAAGGUGUUGUCCUUCACCCACCCGGUGUCCUUCCACUCGGCCGAGACCUUCGAGUCGCUGCUGGGCUGCCUGAAGAUGGAUGACGAGAAGGUGGCGGAGGCGGCACUCCAGAUCUUCAAGAACACGGGCGGCAAGCUGGAGGAGAGCUUCCCUCACAUCAAAUCAGUCCUGCUACCGGUACUGCAGCAGAAAGCCAAGAAAGGCCCUCCUCGUCAAGCUAAAUAUGCCAUCCAUUGUAUCCACGCCAUGUUCACCAACAGGGACACACACUUCGCUCAGAUUUUUGAGCCUCUACAUAAAAGUGUGGACUCGGACAACUUUGAGCAGCUCAUCACUCCUCUCACUACGCUGGGUCACCUGGCCAUGCUCGCUCCCGAGCAGUUUGCGGGACCACUAAAGUCCCUGGUCGCCAAUUUCAUUGUGAAGGAUUUGCUGAUGAAUGACAGGAUUCCUGGCAAGAAGACGACCAAACUCUGGGUGCCGGACGAUGAGGUUUCACCCGAGACACUGGGAAAGAUUCAGGGCAUCAAGCUGAUGGUGCGCUGGCUCCUGGGCGUCAAGAACAACCAGAGCAAGUCUGGUACCUCCACCCUCAGGAUGCUGACCGCCAUCCUCAGCAGCGACGGAGACCUCACCGAACAGGGCAAGAUCGGGAAGCCUGACAUGUCCCGUAUGCGUCUGGCUGCCGGCUGUGCCCUGCUGCGGUUGGCUCAGGAGCCCUGCUACCACGAGAUCAUCACCCUGGAGCAGUACCAGCAGUGUGCACUGGUCAUCAACGAUGAAUGCUACCAGGUACGGCAAGCGUUUGCCCAGAAGCUCCACAAGGGUUUGUGCCGGCUGCGGCUGCCUCUGGAGUACCUGGCGGUGUUCGCCCUGUGUGCCAAAGACCCGGUGAAGGAGAGGCGGGCCCAUGCGCGGCAGUGCCUCGUCAAAAACAUCAACCUGCGCCGGGAAUACCUGAAGCAGCACGCAGCUGUCAGUGAGAAGUUGGUCUCUCUCCUGCCGGAGUACGUGGUCCCCUAUGCCAUCCACCUGCUGGUCCAUGACCCAGACUAUGUCAAGGUCCAGGACAUUGAGCAGCUCAAGGAUAUUAAAGAGUCUCUCUGGUUUGUCUUGGAGAUUCUCAUGGCGAAAAAUGAAAAUAACAGCCACGCGUUCAUCAGGAAAAUGGUGGAGAACAUCAAGCAGACGAAAGAUGGCCAAGCCCCAGACGAUGCCAAAAUGAACGAGAAACUCUAUACGGUGUGUGACGUCGCCAUGAAUAUUGUAAUCUCUAAGAGCACCACGUACAGCCUGGAGUCGCCCAAAGACCCGGUCCUCCCAACACGCUACUUCACGCAGCCCGACAAGAACUUCAGUAACACAAAGAAUUAUCUCCCGGCUGAAAUGAAGAAUUUCUUCACCCCUGGAAAGCCUAAAGCAGCCAAUGUCUUGGGAGCUGUGAACAAACCUCUGUCGGCCACGGGGAAGCUUCAGACCAAACUCUCACGGAUGGAGACGAACAGCAACGCCAGCAGCAACUCGAACCCCAGCUCCCCUGGACGUGGGAAAGGAAGACUUGACUCAGAAAUGGAUCACAGUGAAAACGAGGACAUUACCCUGAAGAGUCUGACAACGGAGAGCGAGAAGCCUCGAGGGCGGAAGCGAGGGCUCAACACCACCCCAGACGACAAGUCUCCGGACUCUCAGAAGCCCAAGCGUGGCCGCAAGAAGGCCGCCACCACCCCCACAACCACGGCGAUCAGCGACGAGGCCGAGGAGUCCUGGACCACGGGCGGGGACAGCAGCUUGGCCGACACCACCCUGGACGAGCCCACAGAGGACGAGCAGAACAGCCCGCCCAAGCGCGGACGCCGAGGACGGCCCCCCAAAGCUGCCGCCGCCACGCCCAAAGACGAGUCUCCCGCCAAGGGCCGACGGGGUCGCAAAAAAGCAGCACUGCCCGCCGAAGAGCUAGAGGAGGAGGAGGAGGAGGAACAGGAGCAGGAGGAAGAAGAAGAGGAGGAAGAGGAAGAGGAGGACGCUGGCAGUGAGAACAUGGAGGUGAAGCCAAGAGGAGGAGGAGGAAGAGGAAGGGGAAGGGGAAGGGGAAGAGGUGGACGCCGUGCAGGAACAAGAGCUGAAGCGUCAGACACGGCAGAAGAAUCGGUAGAACCCACUCCACCCAAGAGAAGAGGGAGGCCGCCCAAAAACCCACAAGCUGCCAAGAAACCAGCCGGAGGCCGCACCAGAGGAGCGUCGAGCCAAGAGAACGAAUCAGACGAGGAGAUGGAGACGUCUCAGGAGAACAUGGAGGAGGAGACCGACGAGCAGGAAGAGUCCAGCCAACACAGUUCCCCUAGAGGCAGACGAAAAAACCCGCAGAGAGCGCGGAGAUGAGGGACGCCGGAGAAGCUGCAGCGAUGACGUGUGGAUCUGAGAGGGAGAGCGGAGCGGAGAGGAGAGAGACAAACGUAUUCUCGCAUGGAGGGAUGGAUGGAUAAUAACUUGCGUGUUUUCCGUGAGCUUUGGACUUUGUUGGAGCCAUGCAUUUUGUUCAACCUAUAUUUCGCAGUCUUAAAAAAGGAAAGAAAAAAAAAGUCAUGCUUUUUUGCCACAUUUGGAAAAGAUGCAUCCCGCAUACUCAUCGUCCCAGCAGUGACUUUUGGUUUAUUUUUUAUUUUAUAAAAAAACAAAAAAAAACAAAUACCAUGUAUGCCAACCACAUUGUUGAAUUUUACCAGUUAAAAGAUAUGUAAAUAGUCAUUUCUUUUCGUCUCUUUCUACUUAAAGGUAAGAGGGGCAAAUGUAUAGCUUCUCCCACUUUUAAACUUAUUGCACCCCACCCCCCCACUACCAGAGCAAAUGGACUUUUAGCAGUACCGUAUCUGUUCAGUGUGUUUAUGUGUCAUUGGGUGCGUUCCAAUAUGCGACCUUGCAUCCUCCACUUGUGCUUGUGGCCUCGAACCAGGAAGUAAUAAGUCGUGAUGACAUUAGUGACAACAGCAUUAUAUGUCAAUGUCUCGCAAAAGCUCAAUUGUAAAGACAUUUUCUCAUUUGCAAACUGGAUGGUGAAUAGUCCCCCAAAAAUUGUUGUGGCUAGGCUGACGGCGGGGAAUCUUAAUUGUUUUCUCCACGGAGGCAGGGCAUCAGCAAAAAAUGAGGCCACACGCGCAAGUGAAGGACGCAAGGUUGCAUAUUGGAAUGUACCCAUUCUGUACUGUGAAGCCAUCUUGUUGCGUUACAUCAAUUCCCCCCCUCCUCCUUUUUAAUCUUUCAUUUGUGUACUCUUGUGUGCAUAUUAUGCAUGUGCAAGUGUGCCUCUACCUUUAAAAGAAAAGGAAAAAAAAGAUAAAAUCAAGUAACAGCACAGCGUUGAUUUUAUCAGUGUUUUGAUUUGGUUUGAAGGUAUCGUAAAUGGAAACAGUUGUUUUAAUAUUGGCUGUGAUUAAAUAAAAAUGCUGAUAAUUGAUCAUUUUUUUCCAGUCUCUUGAAAUAAUACAAAAUGAACAAAAAUAAAUUGGUUGGUGAGUUCA
Messenger RNA from Engraulis encrasicolus (European anchovy), 5585 nucleotides. It is a transcript of the gene pds5b, whose product is annotated as PDS5 cohesin associated factor B. Gene Ontology annotation, biological process: mitotic sister chromatid cohesion; DNA repair. NCBI's taxonomy places the organism in Eukaryota, Metazoa, Chordata, Actinopteri, Clupeiformes, Engraulidae. The transcript is spliced from 34 exons. Gene Ontology annotation, cellular component: nucleus; chromatin. The record is from RefSeq and is a predicted model, not a curated record. Bases 103 to 4449 code for a protein of 1448 amino acids.